Alligator mississippiensis (American alligator) is the source of this 3389-nucleotide messenger RNA. RefSeq names its product syntaxin 2 (gene STX2). Gene Ontology annotation, molecular function: SNARE binding; SNAP receptor activity. The record is from RefSeq and is a predicted model, not a curated record. Gene Ontology annotation, biological process: intracellular protein transport; exocytosis; synaptic vesicle fusion to presynaptic active zone membrane. The transcript is spliced from 10 exons. Gene Ontology annotation, cellular component: endomembrane system; plasma membrane; presynaptic active zone membrane. The coding region runs from base 16 to 981 and encodes 321 amino acids. Lineage: Eukaryota; Metazoa; Chordata; Crocodylia; Alligatoridae.
AGGCGGCAAGUUCAGAUGCCUUCAGUCGCACUUGAUCUUAGCCAAAAGGCAGAGAAGGGCUCUGUUACCUACUAUCUUCUGUUUGGCGUUGAAGCUGUUUCCGGACAGGAGGUUGGGUGGCCUUUUUCUUUGCUCCCUGUGAGGUGCAAAAAAAAUGGAGAAGAUGGAGAAUCAACUAUUGUUGUUGAAAAAGACCAUUUUAUGGAUGAAUUCUUCCAGCAGGUUGAGGAUCUCAGGAAUAGUAUAGCUAAAAUUGCACAAAAUGUGGAAGAAGUUAAGAAAAAACACAGCAUUAUCCUGUCUGCGCCAAAUCCUGAAGGCAGAACAAAGGAAGAACUUGAGGAUUUAAACAAAGAAAUUAAGAAAAUUGCUAAUAAAGUUCGAGCGAAAUUAAAGACAAUUGAACUAAGUUUUGAACAGGAUGAGAAUGCUAAUAGAACUUCAGUGGACCUCAGGAUACGAAAAACACAGCACUCAGUAUUGUCCCGCAAGUUUGUAGAGGUCAUGACAGAAUACAAUGAGACGCAGACACUUUUUCGUGAGCGCAGUAAAGGACGAAUACAGCGACAGUUAGAAAUAACUGGAAAAACCACCACUGAUGAAGAACUGGAAGAAAUGUUAGAAAGUGGUAAUCCUUCUAUUUUCACUUUUGAUAUUAUCUCAGACUCCCAGAUUACUAGACAAGCUCUAAAUGAAAUUGAGUCCCGUCAUAAAGAUAUUAUGAAACUGGAAUCCAGUAUACGGGAACUACAUGACAUGUUUAUGGACAUGGCAAUGUUUGUUGAGACUCAGGGAGAAAUGAUCAACAACAUAGAAAAGAAUGUGAUGAAUGCAUCAGACUAUGUAGAGCAUGCUAAAGAAGAGACGAAAAAGGCUGUUAAAUAUCAAAGUAAAGCACGAAGGAAAAUGAUGUUCAUAAUUAUUUGUGUAACUGUCUUGCUUGUGAUCCUUGGAAUUAUCCUAGCAACCACGUUCUCAUAGCAAGCAUAUUCCAGGAAUUAUGAAUCUUCAGACACUCCAAAUCACAGCUACACUAAAACCAAAUACUUUAGUUUUGUGUAAGGGAUGUUUUACACCAAGUUACCAUGAUGAGCUAUCAUUAGAAAUUUAAAAAUGAAAACUCAGUGGCCCUUAAUGUUUAAUACUAUCGGAGAAUUUGACUAUUUAUUGGAUAUGGGUUUGGAUUUUCAUCCUAAACUGCAUGUGUUUGUGAGUAUGAAGCCUGUUUUUAACCAUUUUAAAAGUAAAGUGAUUUGAGAAAUCAGCUUUUGAUAUCAUAGUGUUAUGAACACAAUUUAAUUAACAAAACAUUAAAUAGUUCUAUAUUUGGCUUCACUCUUCAAUUGCUAAUAUAAAUCUAAUUAUGAAUGUUAGUAGCACAUUUGUGUUCUCUUCUUAUUAGGAAAAUAAUUGAUUUUUUGAACACUUUUAAUGAGUUGCUAACCAUAACUUUAAAUACAACAUUAGCUGUUCAGUUAUCUUUGUGUAUCUAGUUUUUAAAGAGAAAUAUCUUCCCCUGUGAUAAGUACUGCAUUAUUUUAUUUUCAAACUCAGUUUUCACUUAAGGAUGAUAUUAUACAACUGUUUUUAAUUCAUUGAGGAAAAACCCAGGUUCCAGAAAGGUUAUGAGGCAACCCAAAAGGAACUGAAAUGCCUCCUUUUUAUAGUGACUAUAAAAUAUAAACUGUUUUUUUAAAUCUCUCCAGAAGAUGAUUUGGAAGGUUUCACUCAACAACACUGCAGCAAGUUGCAUUAACUUAGAAUUUAAAAAAAGGCCUGGCUUUCACACAUCACUGUGAAGCUUGCUGUUCAAUUUUGUAUUAUUGAUAUUAAUUUAUUGUUUUUAAAAAAGAUUUUAAGCAAUUAAUCCACAUAAUUAAGAAAAUGGCUGCAAUACUUUCCGGGCAUAAUAAUGCAAUAAUGAAUCGCAAAUAGCAUUUGAGCUUUUUAGAAAGAUAUGCACAAUAAAUUGUAUUUUAGACUAUAACACUAAAUUGACUGAUCAGUUUAGCUUUACAGUUUAUGUCAGCAUGGCCAAAUCCCAUACUUCAUCUUGUUCCUCAAAGUAAAAAUCAAGCCUUAAUUUUCAAGUGUUUUGCAAAUGGUAGUCCAUGAUGAAAGCAAACAGAAACAAAUAUAUGCUUCUUUUAGUCGCAUUUUAGUUUGGGAUUUGCUAAGUGAGACACUGAUUUGUUAUGAAAUUUACUGUUGUGAAUUUAUGUAACAUGUAUGAAGUGUUUAGUAUUAAUAAUAUGCAUCAGUUAUGAUAGUUUGUAAAGUUUUAAACUUUUCAAAUGUAACCAAUAUAACUGAACUUAUUGUUACAUUUUGUACUUGUACCUUUCUGUGUAAAAUAUUUGUAAUUUGUAUUUUAAUUUCUCAUUGUUUAAAUAUAUUUGUGUAGAUAUGUUGAGACAAAUGUCAAACAAGCAUAAUGGGUGCCUUCUUAAUACCUGGCCUAAAACUUUGUUCGUUAUGAUUGAAAAUAUUACUCUCCUUGGAGAUGAUGUUAAAUGUAAUUUUUUUUUUCUUGCAGGUUACUAAAUCCUUAAACAUUAAGAUUAUAUUUUUAUUUAAAAUAUAUGAGAUCCAUGUUAUACACUAAAAUGUAGCUUUCAGAAUACAGCCCAUUUAACUGCUUCCUAGUAUUCAACAAUGCUUACAACAUAUAGCAUCUAUUGAGGAGUAUUCCUGCACGAUACUGCCCAAAUGUACUGUGAAUUUCUCUUCUGAUUUAUAGCUAGUCCUAAACAAACUUGUAAAAAAAAAAAAAAAAAUAGUCCUGGACUCUUUUAAGUUUACUGAAAUUUUUUCAUCAGUGAACAUUUUUCUUUUAACCCUCUGUUGGAAUCUGAGAAGUCUUCAGUGAUUAUGAGAGGGUCUUUGUGUAAAAGUACUGAUGAGGUUGGUUUGCCUUAAUAUUCAGUUCUUAAGUAGAAUGCCUUUUAUUGUCUAGCUUUGUUUUCUAUUAUUUUUGACAAGUAAAACUUAUUUAUAGGAAUUUACAGAAAAUUUUAGUUCAGGAAAUACUCCAUGCUGUCAUUUCAGUCAUCCCACAAAAUGCCAACUGCGUCUAAUAAUUUUGUGGUUUAUCUGUUCAUGUACAAGUGAUUAUCAGUAAUAUCAAUUGCCUAGAUCAUGUAGUACUGUUAUAUAAUUGCCUCAAAUCCGUUUUUAUAUAUAUAGAUAUAUAUAUAUAUAUAUAUAUCUAUAUAGAUACAUAAAGAGACAAAGAAAUAGGUAUGUGGCAUUGUGUAGAAUGUUUAUAUAGAUAUACAACGCCACAUACCUAUUUCUUUGUCUCUUCAAAAACAAAGAACUAAUUUCUGGUAACAUUUUAUGGAAAAAUCUUUAAGCCCCUAUGUACAAAUAAAUUUAUCUAAACAAUA